This is a messenger RNA of Anoplophora glabripennis (Asian longhorned beetle), 2008 nucleotides long. RefSeq names its product myelin expression factor 2 (gene rump). Gene Ontology annotation, molecular function: mRNA binding. The transcript is spliced from 5 exons. Gene Ontology annotation, biological process: regulation of mRNA stability involved in response to oxidative stress. Gene Ontology annotation, cellular component: post-mRNA release spliceosomal complex; cytoplasm; nucleus. The record is from RefSeq and is a predicted model, not a curated record. The coding region runs from base 128 to 1822 and encodes 564 amino acids. Lineage: Eukaryota; Metazoa; Arthropoda; Insecta; Coleoptera; Cerambycidae.
CACUCCCUGCGUCAUUUGUCUUUUCUCGAUUUUGAGUCGCUUCCUUUUUUGUGACGCUUAGCAGUAACGCCAUUUUCCCUUUAUUUAGUGUGGUAUAACAAUAGUGUCCGCUCGUUGUCUCAAAAGCAUGAGUGACAUCGACGAGAAGGACCGCUCUAGGGAACGUUCUAGGAGGGACCGCCCGAGCCGUUUCUCCGAAGGUAGCCGGGACCGCAGCUACGACAGGGGCAGGGAGCGCGGCAGCAUGAAGUCCUCCAGCAACCGAGUGUAUGUAUCUAACAUUCCUUACGAGUAUCGUUGGCAGGAUAUGAAAGAUUUGUUUCGCAAUCAAGUGGGUGACGUACAGUUUGUCGAGUUGUUUGUCGAUGACAACGAUAAGCCUAAGGGUAGCGGUAUCGUUGAGUUUUCUGAUCCUGCUUCAGUAAAGAAAUGCAUGGAGAUCAUGCAGAGGUAUGAGGUUAAGGGCCGUAAGCUGGUCAUAAAGGAGGACGUCGGCAAUAUGAGGGAUAAGCACGGGGGCAUCAUCGGCGGCAAGCGCUCCAGGGACAACGAUAGGUACCGCGACGAUCAUCACCGCGACCAGAUGGGUGGUAGUAAUUUGUCCAUACGGCAGGACGACGUCAAGUGGGGCAACACUUACGGUCUCAGUCCGCAUUUUCUCGAGUCCUUGAAUGUCGACGCCCCUCUCGUUAAUAAGGUCUUUAUUGCCAACUUGGAAUAUAAUAUUGACAAGAAAAAGUUAAAGGAAGUGUUUAGGUUGGCUGGUAAAGUUGUAAGGGUCGAUAUCCCCGUCGAUAAGGAUGGUCGCAGCAGGGGCUUUGCCGUGGUCGAGUUCGAUCAUCCAGUAGAGGCCGUCCAGGCCAUCUCCAUGUUCCACAACCAAGUCUUGUUCGAUCGACCCAUGACCGUCAGAAUGGAUCGCGCUAAUGAGACCUUUAAGUUACCCGAGGGUCUCAAGUCCGUCGGUAUGGGCUUGGGUCACAAUGGGGAACCCCUGAGAAACGUGGCACACAAUCUCCCGUCUCUAGCGAGCAGCCAGCAGGGGGUCGGGGCAGGCAUCUUGGGGGCCGUCCCUAACAAUUCCCUGCAGCUGGCGAGUGCCCUUUCCGGUCUGGGCAAUGUCGGCGCUCUGAACAAUCUCACUAAUCAGCAGAUGUUGCAAGCCGCGAAUUUGACCGGCCUUGCCUCUAAUCUUUUGGGAAACGGUUUGGGGGGUGCUGAUUUGUCAUCGUUAGUCGCCUCGGCACAGAACCCCCUUGUUCAAAAUCAGGCGACACAACAGCAAUUUGCCGCUUUGGCCGCGCAGGGUUCUAGUUCGAACAUGCCGUCUGGCAACUCGAACAGUAUGUCGUCAUAUGGAAGAGGCGGCGGCGGCGACGCAUCCUACGGCAACCAGGGCUCAAACUUUGGGUCUCAGGGACAGAAUCAGGGUUAUAACGCGGGCAAUCUCAUGGGCAACAGAGGGUUCCAAACACCGACCAAUUCGUCAAGUGGAUUCGGAGGUAGCGGUGGUGGCGGGUUUAGUAACGACCGUACGCCUUUCGGAAACGGCGGGAACAACAUGUUGAGGUCUCAGUCGGAUCGGGGCUCGGACAAGGGUUUUUCGAGAAAGGUUUUAGUUAGUAAUUUACCUCCCACGGCCAGCUACAAAAUGUUGCACGAGAAAUUCACCGAGUACGGCGAUGUCGUCUCUUUCGAAGAAAAGUCGCCCGGUUCUGUUCUCGUGGGUUACGGUUCUGACUGGCAGGCCGAGAGGGCCAUCAAAAACUUGGACAGAGCCAGGAUAGACGGUAGAAUGAUCGAUGCCAGGUUAUAUUACUAAGUUACUCUUGUGGACGUUUAAUUUAAUUUUUCUUAUUAGGGCAUAAAAAUACGAUUUUUAAUUUGAAUGACAAAUGAAUGUGCAUCUUCAGUAUAGAUUGAAUAUAUGGUUUUAUUAUGUUGUGUAUGAGAUGUAGAAAAUUGUCUCUAAUUUCCGACGAUUUAAAAUAAAGGAUUUAUAAUUAAA